This is a messenger RNA of Caenorhabditis elegans, 264 nucleotides long. RefSeq lists its product as uncharacterized. NCBI's taxonomy places the organism in Eukaryota, Metazoa, Nematoda, Chromadorea, Rhabditida, Rhabditidae. The record is from RefSeq and is marked reviewed. The coding region runs from base 1 to 264 and encodes 87 amino acids. The transcript has a single exon.
AUGCACAUCCAUCUUAUCGUGUUGUCUGCAAUCUGUACAUCUUCAAUUGUGGUUCACUUCUCCUAUCGUCUUGUUCGAGAAAACCACGGAGAAAAGGAGCAAGACCGUGGAUUGAAAGACACCAAAGAAACCGCCAAGGAUGUGCUGGGUUUUGUAAAAAUGCUUGGAAUAAUCCUAGCUAUGGUUGUAGGCUUUGCCUUGUUGGGGUUUGUCACGUUUUAUCUCUAUCAGUAUGCGAGUACAGGGGAUUUUUUUACUUUUUGA